CAUUAACCUGAUCCAGCCCUUCUCACUCGCUUCUGUUGAGGAGGGGUGAUACAGCAUGUGAGAGCUGCCUGGAGUCCCUAUAUUUUUAUGGUUUUGGUCUGCCGGAUUAAAAAGAAAAUCAAGAAAUUUAAUUUGAAUUCAUGUGAGACUUGGCAAAGAGGGAUUAAUUGAAAUGGGUUCCUUUUUUUUUAAAGAAAAUUUCAUUUUUUGGGGGGUGAAGAGAGUAAGUGAAUGAGAGAAAAAACUAAAGGAUAAUACAAUGGCUCAAAUGGACUCUGACUAUGGUGUGAAGGGCAGCAGCAUCAUCAGGGAAUGGAGUGGACAGGUCCAGCCUGCUCUGGUCGCCUCCUUAGUUUUCCUCUUCUGUCUGGAAGCAUGUCUGUGGGUCAGGAACCUCAGGCUCAAGAGAAGACUGCCGGGACCCUUCGCCUGGCCAGUGGUGGGUAACGCCAUGCAGCUGGGCCAGAUGCCUCACAUCACCUUUGCCAAGCUUGCCAAAAAAUAUGGAAACGUGUAUCAGAUACGUCUGGGCUGCAGUGAUAUUGUGGUCCUGAAUGGAGACAAGGCAAUACGUCAGGCUCUGAUACAGCACAGCAAAGAGUUUGCAGGCAGACCGAACUUUGUCUCUUUUCAGUCUGUUUCUGGGGGGAAAAGUAUGACUUUCACCAAUUACAGCAAACAGUGGAAGAUGCACAGGAAAAUUGCUCAAUCAACGAUCAGAGCCUUCUCAUCUGCCAACAGCCAGACCAAGAAAGCCUUUGAGCAGCAAAUUGUGGCCGAAGCCACAGAGCUAGUUGAGAUUUUCCUCAAACUCAGUGCUCAUGGCCAACAUUUCAACCCUGCUCAUGAGCUGACAGUAGCUGCAGCUAAUGUGAUUUGCGCCUUAUGUUUUGGAACACGUUAUGGACGGGAUGACAUUGAGUUCAGAGCCUUGUUGCAGAGGGUGGAUGAGUUCGGACAGACAGUCGGGGCUGGCAGCUUGGUAGAUGUGAUGCCAUGGCUUCAGUCUUUUCCUAAUCCAGUGCGCAGCAUGUUCAAGAGCUUUAAAGAGCUGAAUCGAGAGUUCUUUGGGUUUGUCCAGAACAAGGUGGAGAAGCACAGAGAGACGUUUGAUCCAGAGGUAACAAGGGAUAUGAGCGAUGCCUUUAUUGGCGUGAUCGAUAAGGCUGAAAGUGACGGACUCACCAAAGGUCACACAGAGGGAACUGUGUCGGAUCUGAUUGGAGCAGGCCUGGAUACCGUCUCCACUGCUCUUCACUGGAUCCUUCUUCUGCUGGCUAAAAACCCUGACAUACAAACCAAACUCCACGAGCUCAUCGACAAGGUCGUAGGGCGAGAAAGACUACCGUCUGUCGAAGACCGAGGCAGUCUGACCUUUCUGGAUGCCUUCAUCUACGAAACCAUGCGCUUCACCAGCUUUGUCCCGGUCACCAUCCCCCACUCUACCACCUCUGAUGUAACCAUCGAAGGUCUCCACAUUCCCAAAGACACGGUGGUCUUCAUCAAUCAGUGGUCCAUCAAUCAUGACCCCCUGAAGUGGAAGGAUCCACACAUCUUUGACCCCUCAAGAUUCCUGGAUGAAAACGGCUCCCUUGACAAGGACCUCACCAACAACGUGAUGAUCUUCUCAGCAGGAAAGAGAAGAUGUAUCGGGGACCAGAUUGCCAAAGUUGAAAUAUUUUUGUUCUUUGCAAUUUUACUCCACCAAUGUAGCUUUGAGAAAUACGCAAAUGAGGACCUAUCUUUAAACUGCACCUAUGGUCUAACACUGAAACCUUUAGAUUAUAAGAUCACUGCCAAACUCAGGGGAGAGUUACUUACAGGCCAAUAAAAACUGUUGGGAAUGAUGAGCUCCCCAAUGAAAAAACAACAAUGCACUAUAAGGUAUGUGUUGAUGAUUUUUACGGAAUACGCUAAUGUUAAGCUUCUUUACUUCUACUGACAUUUCAAAUACUCAUGACCAACAUUACUCACAUUUUACUGUUACAAAUGUUUGUGUAUUAACACUUGGUACUCAAAAAUGCAUCAGAAAGCAUUAAAGGUGCACUAUGUAGUUUUGGUAGAGAAAUGUGAAAUUUGGAGAAGCGUACAGAUUCUGUGGUAUAUGUCCAUAACUCAAUACACAAAGUGUCCACAGAGGAAAAUGUAGUCCUUUUAACACUGUUUGAAGAUAAAAUGCUGCGCGGGAAGUUAUGGUGGGGGAGCCGCAACAGUGUAACUCUCCUGGUAGCUUCUAAACAGUGCUCCAGGGACCCAUUUUUUUCUUUGAGUAAAGUUUGUGUAUUCAGUUCAGAAAAUAUAGUAUAUAAUUGUUUCACUUCUCCAACUUUCAAAUUUCACCACCAAAACUCCAUCGUGUAACUUUAAGGUCUAAUCUGAAUGCAACAGAACCCCCCCCAACUCUAAACAUUUGUGACUGAAAAAACCUAAGUAUAUCUUUUGUGGCUAUGCUAUUUCAUGUAAAAAAAAAAAAAAAAAGAAAUAGAAAAAAUGUAACGAGCUCUUUGAUGUGGCAACCCAAACCCAAAUUUAUAAUAAACCUAAAGUAUGUAUUGUUAUUUAUAUGAGGGUAUUUAGUGGAGAAUUACAAUAUAAAACUGGUGGUGUUGAAUACAUUUCGUUUUAAGCUUUUUGAUCUUUCUUUGCUGAUGGGGGGGAAAAAAUCACGUACCAGCUGUGUGGGCUCAACUGAAUCCACUGUAAAAGUAUUCACCAAGGCUGGCACAUAUCUUCACAUGUAACACUUUUUUUUUCAUCCGACUUUGAUUCAAAUUAAUGUGUGGUCCUCUACAUUCAUAUACACAAAAAUAAUACAUAAUACUGUUGUAUUCUGUUUAUUAAUCACAUAACAUUGUCUAUAAAUAAGCUAGUCUUUGAAUUGUUGGUUAUACUGUUGUCUUCUUGUAAUACCUUUAAAAACAUCACUGUAAACAUGAUGUACUAGGCAUGUCACUUUCAUAAUAAGCUGUAUAGAAGACAAUAAAAUGUUUUAUUAUUAACAUGACUCAGUGUGAUACAGAAUGGGUUGUUUUCUAUGGUGCGACUAAGCCUUGGAUGUACAAUAAACAUUUACUUUGAA
This is a messenger RNA of Labrus mixtus (cuckoo wrasse), 3079 nucleotides long. RefSeq names its product cytochrome P450 1B1-like. The transcript has a single exon. The record is from RefSeq and is a predicted model, not a curated record. Lineage: Eukaryota; Metazoa; Chordata; Actinopteri; Labriformes; Labridae. Gene Ontology annotation, biological process: progesterone metabolic process; hormone biosynthetic process. The coding region runs from base 260 to 1831 and encodes 523 amino acids. Gene Ontology annotation, molecular function: iron ion binding; heme binding; steroid 17-alpha-monooxygenase activity.